AUGCAGCCGACGCAGUCGGACGACUUGCACGUCCAAAUCGUCCAUACUGGCCCAACCAAAUGCAUCCACGCGCCCAAAUCCGCACAGGUAGACCGACUCUUCACUGGCGGAGAUGACUACCUCGUCCGAAUCUUGCCCACUCUGCCUCUUCCAGGUGUAGAGCCGCAUCUCAUUGAAGAUGCAACCGAGCCAGUCACUUCGCUCGAUGCCGAUGGCCGCUUCCUCGUCACAGCUUCCGAAGACGGCUCCGUUCGUCUCUACCGACACCAUCCCCACGAUUCCGAAGGCAACCCGGCAUCGCCCACCGUGCUGCAAUCACUGUUGCGUCGCGAAGCAUUGCCGUUGCGAUGUGUAGCGCUUGAGCGCUCUGUCGCGAGCGGGAAAGCACCACGAGUCGCUAUCUGCUCUGAUGAGCUCAUCGUCAAGAUCGUCGAUGUCGAGGACCCCAGACGCAUCCAGCUCCUCGACGGCCACAACAGAGGUCUACGAUCAGCUGCGUGGAGUCCUGUCGCGCCCUUGCUCGUCACUUGCUCCACCGACGGGGUAGCUAGAGUCACCGACUUGAGCGAUGUUGAACCCAAGUUCGUCAAAUCAAUCGAAGGCAUCCUCCCCAUCACACGCGCCGAGAGCGACGAGGCGGCCUCUGCCUGCUGGCAUCCCUCAGGGACCUACUUUGUGAUACCCUCCAAGGCGCACGAGCUCGUCAUUAUCAGCGCAGCCAACGACUCUUCCGCAUGGUCGCGAACGGGCACCUUCGCCAGCGCUGCCGGUUCUGUACCCACUCCCAGCGGCAGUAUCACUGCACUCGCCUUUUCACCAAACGGUCGAUAUUUGGCUUCCGCCACCACCAACGGCCAGGUCACCGUCUGGGAGACCGAGAGCCGUCAGGCGAUCCGACACAAGCGCGCCGACGCGCUCGUGAAUGCCCUCAGCUGGCACCCGACCAAGGACGCUCUUGCCUGGACCGACAAUGAAGGCUCUCUGUCAAGGUGGUCCGACGUCGUGGGUCACACUCGCCCCAGCCCGGUCGAAGAGAUCGCUUUCGACGCGUCCAAAGCUGCGCGUGGGUCUCGUGGUCGAAUCGACGACAUAUUUGCCGGCACAGGUCUCUCGGACGAUGAGGACGACGAGACACCACGACGUAACAACGGCGAUGGCGACGACUUUGACGUAUUGGAAAGGAUGGAUGAGAUAAACGAUCGCCAGCGCAGGAGCGGCCUCGAUGCUCCACCCGGAUACGACCGGGGUGGGGGUGGACGCGCCAGAGAUGCGAGUCGCGAGGGCGGAAUGUUGAUCGCUGCGACGCGUCCACAGCCUGCUUUCCAGUCCACUGCGACGCCCAUGCGUGGACAGCGCCGCUACCUCGCCUACAACUUGCUCGGCUCCGUAGUGGCGGUUGAACAGGAAUCCCAUCAAACGAUCUCGUUCGAGUCAUUCGACACCUCGGCCCGCCGCAACUUCCGCUUCUCGGACAUGAACAACAUCUGCAUGGCCGACCUCGCCAAGCAAGGGAUUUUGUUUGCCGCCAAGCAGUUGGGUGACCAGUCGAGUAGUGUGUUUUUUAAGCCGUUUGUCGCGGCUAGCAACAACCUUUCCUCCGAAUGGACGUUUAAUCUGGAUCAGGGCGAGGAUGUUGAAGCGGUGGCGCUGGGUGGGAGCGGCCUGCGCAUUGUGUCGGAAGAUGGGUGGGAGGAUCAGGACGUCGGUCGAUCUGGAGUCGGUGUGGCGGUGGUGGCGACGUCUAAGGGAUACCUGCGCUUCCUCUCGGCUAGUGGGAUGCAGCUCUACCUGUGGGCGCUCGGCCAUCCUGUCGUCACCCUUUCCGUGGGAGCUAGGACAGCCUUCAUCAUCUACCGCAAGACCGGACUUCCAUCAGGAGGCUUCCAGGAUCUUGGGUAUAAAGUGAUCGAUCUGGUCAACUUUGACGUGAUCCAGGACGACGAUCUCCCUCUUGCCAAAGAUGCGCACGUCAGAUGGGCGGGCCACAAUGAUCAGCACCAGCCCGCAUUCUACGACUCUAACGGUACACUGUUUGUGCUCGACCGGUCGCACCGUCCGCGUCAGGGCCGAUGGGUGCCCAGCCUCGACACCAAGCGUUUGCGGGACAGCGCCUCUGCUGACGCUAGCGAAGCCGCCCAGCGUGCCGCCAGCACACUCGGAUACUGGCCCAUCGCGCUCACCUCUUCCAAGCUGAUGGUGUUGCUGCUCAAAGGCGGUCGGACUCACCCUGAGGUCGAUGGCACGCGUCACAUGAUUCAAGAGCUCGAGCUGCAGGUGCCCUUGAUCCACCGCGAAGGGGGAACCGGACUAUUGGAGGAGAAGAGCCUCCGGGACAGUAUGCUCGCCAUGACCGCUCGCGACGUCAAGAACGCCGGUAUCGAACUCUCGUCAGACGACACCCUGGCACUGGACGCCUCGACUCUCGAGAUGAGCUCAGACAAAGCUCUCCUGCAGCUCGUUCAGCUCGCGUGUAAAGCGGACAAACACGGUCGAGCGCUUGAUGCCGCACGCGCGCUCCACUCUACACGCACGCUCGAAGCCGCGCUCAAGAUUGCAGCGUUCUUCCACUUGUCGAGUCUCGCCGAGCGGAUGAUGGCUCUCAAGGAGGGGUUGGAGGGUAGGACGGAGCGCGUCGAGGAGGAGAGUCGGCGGUGGUGCGAUCCGUCAGUGCGUGGAGGGCCGAGUUAUACGAACCCCGCUCUGGUGGAUGUGAUGACGCGUGCUAGUGGUAAGCGCGAGGCUGGCAGUAUUCGCAAGCGUGCGUCUGCUGCCUUAGGGGAAGAGUUCUUGCCGCCUUCGAGGUCGGCUUCGGGCGUGCUUCGUGGUGAGCAGUUCGUCACUGGAGCGCCGUCUGCGACGUACAGCACGACUCGCUCGCCCGCCCCCGCUACCGCUGCUACCCACAAUACUACUGCCACGGAUGACUACAGCAUGAAUCUGGACGAUGACGACGACGUUGCCUCCGCCUCUUCGGUUGGCAAGGAAAACGUAUACGGGCGGCACGCCGACAAGCGCAAGUCUCCAGCGGACGACUUUUCGGAGACAGCACGCACGCUCGUUAUGCCGUCCACCACCAAGGCGCCGAGAUCGCUCAACCCGUUCGCGCGCACCUCGUCCAACGUGAAGGACAACAGCAAGCAGAUGCACAAGUCUACGUCGUUUUUCGAGCGCAUCGAGCCGUUUGAAAAGGAGUCCCUCAAAACGGCUUCCACUUCCUCUGCUGCUGCUGCUGCCGCGGCAAGACAAUCCCUACUGACCGGAUUCGCGUUCCGCAAAGACUCGCCCGCUGUCGCGGCAACGGGUGCGUUCGGGGAGACACAGCUUGACGAGACAGAGGGGGAUGAGUCGCUGCAGUUGACGCUGGAGCGCGCGGCGCGGGCGAGGGGAGAGGCAAAGGUGGCCGACGCGAUACACGGUGAUGCGCUGCCUGAGACGCUGAGACGCGAGGCCGACGUGGAUUCUCUGGAUACGAUGGACUCGGCUGCACCGGGUGCUGCGCUGCAUGUCUAG
Molecule: messenger RNA, 3510 nt
Organism: Sporisorium graminicola
Lineage: Eukaryota; Fungi; Basidiomycota; Ustilaginomycetes; Ustilaginales; Ustilaginaceae
Exons: 2
Coding region: 1-3510 (1169 amino acids)
Biological process (GO): mitotic cell cycle; DNA repair; DNA-templated DNA replication
Cellular component (GO): nuclear replication fork
Molecular function (GO): protein binding; chromatin binding
Source: RefSeq, a predicted model, not a curated record